Molecule: messenger RNA, 882 nt
Organism: Penicillium cosmopolitanum
Lineage: Eukaryota; Fungi; Ascomycota; Eurotiomycetes; Eurotiales; Aspergillaceae
Exons: 1
Coding region: 1-882 (293 amino acids)
Source: RefSeq, a predicted model, not a curated record
AUGAAUACUCGAAGCAAGCCCCGUUCUCUCCCUGAGGAUGCUCAUGGUAUCCUCAAUCCGGAAAUCGAUCAACUCGACGCUUUCUAUCUCGAACUCGGCGAUGAGGACAAUCACCGCUUUCUGAGCAUUCAAAACUUCCGCAAAAUCAUAUCCGCUCGCAAGACCGCAUUGAAAAAUAACGAAAAAUGCCAACAAUUUCUUGUCGUUACUGAAGUCAAACUCUCCGAUUUUGAAACUCUAUCCUUGGAACCGGAAUCGAAACACCGUCGCCUUUACUAUAGUGUUCCUACCGAAACAUUGGCUGUUAAAGUCAUGCCUCUUGACUCUCACGAAAUCGCUAUCAAGGAGUUUGAUAAGUUAGUGGCGAGACAAGUCGACGGAUUGCACUUAGAUAGUGAGGUUCUUAACCCUGGUUCGGGAACGAAAAUUAUGGGAAAUUUCAGAAAAGAAGCUGACUCGAGUUGGGCCCAUAUUUCUGACCAUUUACGUCCGAAAAUCAUUCUCGAAGUCGGUUUGUCACAGUCUCAGCGCCAACUCAAUUUGAUCAGCCGCGGCUGGCUUCAGUCUUCAGACUCAUCUGUCGAAGUUGUGAUCACUAUCGGAAUCGACCGCAAUAUUCCAAAUAUACAGAUUGACCGAUGGGAACUUACUCUAAACCCAGACUAUGGAAGAACAAGAUUCUCGCCUCCCCGCAUUGCUUCUCGGACUGAAAGUUUCCAAAUCUCACGCAACAAUGACACAACUUCUAGUGCCCCAGAUCUCAGCAUUGAUUUCCGAAAGUUGACCGGCCAUCUCCAGGGUCCCGAGGCCAACUUGACCAUAAGUGGGGCGGAUCUUGAAACACUUGCGGAGCGAGUUUGGCUAUAUCAAGGCAUUUUGUGA